Messenger RNA from Balaenoptera acutorostrata (minke whale), 1071 nucleotides. Its product is annotated as heparan sulfate 2-O-sulfotransferase 1-like. Gene Ontology annotation, cellular component: membrane. Gene Ontology annotation, molecular function: heparan sulfate 2-sulfotransferase activity. The record is from RefSeq and is a predicted model, not a curated record. The transcript has a single exon. Lineage: Eukaryota; Metazoa; Chordata; Mammalia; Artiodactyla; Balaenopteridae.
AUGGGGCUCCUCAGGAUGAUGAUGCCGCCCAAGUUGCAGCUGCUGAUGGUGGUGGCCUUCUCAGUGGCGAUGCUCUUCUUGGAGAACCAGAUCCAGAAACUGGAGGAGUCCCAGUUCAAGCUAGAAAGGGCUAUUGCAAGACAUGAAGUUCGAGAGAUUGAGCAGCAACAUACAAUGGAUAGCCCUUGGCAAGAUGCAGCUUUAGAUGAGGAAGAGGACAUGGUGGUCAUUUAUAACAGAGUCCCCAAAGCUGCAAGCACCUCUUUUACCAAUAUUGCUUAUGAUCUAUGUGCAAAGAAUAAAUACCAUGUUCUUCACAUCAAUACUACCAAAAAUAAUCCAGUAAUGUCACUGCAAGAUCAGGUGUGCUUUGUAAAGAAUAUAACUUCCUGGAAAAAGAUGAAACCAGGGUUUUAUCAUGGGCACAUUUCUUAUUUGGCUUUUGCAAAAUUUGGUGUGAAGAAGAAGCCAAUUUACAUUAAUGUCAUAAGGGAUCCUAUUGAGAGGCUAGUUUCUUACUCUCACUUUCUGAGAUUUGGAGAUGAUUAUAGACCGGGGUUAAGAAGACAAAAACAAGGGGACAAAAAGACCUUUGAUGAAUGUGUAGCUGAGGGCGGCUCAGACUGUGCUCCAGAGAAGCUCUGGCUUCAAAUCCCAUUCUUCUGUGGCCACAGCUCAGAAUUUUGGAAUGUAGGAAGCAGGUGGGCUAUGGAUCAAGCCAAAUAUAACCUAGUUAAUGAAUAGUUUCUGGUGGGAGUUACUGAAGAGCUUGAAGAUUUUAUCAUGUUAUUGGAGGCAGCUUCGCCCUGGUUCUUCAGGGGUGCUACAGAACGCUAUUGUACAGGAAAGAAAUCUCACCUUAGGAAAACCACAGAGAAGAAACUCCCUACUAAACAAAUUGUUGCAAAGCUACAGCAGUCUGACCUUUGGAAAAUGGAGAAUGAGUUCUAUGAGUUGGCACUAGAGCAGUUCCAAUUCAUCAGAGCCCAUGCUAUACAAAAAAAAGAUGGAGACCUCUACAUCCUUGCACAGAAUUUUUUCUAUGAAAAGAUUUACCCUAAAUCGGACUGA